AUGGAUUCCGUACAGCCCGACGCCCGUCAUGGGCCUCAUGGCAGCGUCAGCACUCCGCGCCAUGGUGAGAAGCGGCGAGGCGGCACUGCCGACGACGCCGCACGGCUCGAGGCAAUGGGCCACAGACAGGAGCUCAAGCGCAACUUCUCCAUGUUGUCCAUGCUCGGCCUGGCGUUUGCUAUUCUCAAUACUUGGACCGCCCUCGCCGCUUCCAUCACGCUCGCGCUCCCGUCGGGCGGGUCGAGUUCCGUCAUCUGGGGUCUCGUCGUCGCCGGCCUCGCUCGCCGAGUUCCUCUCCGCGUAUCCCACGGCCGCUACGUGACGGGCUGGAUCAAUGUCUGCGGCUGGGUUGCCCUCAGUGCCACCGGCCCGCUGCUCGGCAGCACCUUUCUUGUCAACACGAUUGCUCUCUUCAACCCGUCGUAUGAUGCGAAGCCAUGGCACCAGUUUCUGAUCUACGUCGGCUUUGCGCUUGUUGCUCUCGUCAUCAACGCGCUCCUGACCAGGCUGCUUCCCUACUUCACCAGAGCCGCCUUUUUCUGGUCCAUGACUGGAUUCGUCGUCGUCGUCAUUACCGUUCUGUCAUGCGCGUCGCCACACUUCCAACCCGGCGACGUGGUAUACGGCCAAUUCAUCAACAACGUCGGCUGGCCCGACGGCCUGGCCUGGCUCCUCGGCUUGCUCCAAGGAGCCUUUGCAUUGACGGGCUUCGACGCCACCGCACACAUGAUCGAGGAGAUUCCCGACCCCCAGCACCAGGGUCCCAAGAUUAUGCUCUCCUGCAUAGGCAUCGGCAUGGUUACGGGCUUCAUCUUCCUCAGCGGCCUUCUCUUUUCCGUUGACAACAUUGACAAUGUUCUAGGCGCCGCGUGGGGACCCCUCUUGGAAAUCUUUAUGCAGGCCACCAAGAGCAAGGCCGGGAGUACGUGCCUGCUCGUCUUCCCGCUGCUCUGCAUGGUCUUCACGACCACCACGUUGAUGUGCACCAGCACGCGAAUGAGCUAUGCGUUUGCUCGAGAUGGCGGCAUGCCCUUUAGCCGCUUCUUUUCUCGCGUCCAUUCCACUCUCGAAGUUCCCCUGAAUGCACUGUUUUGGACGGUCGCGUGGGUCAUUGUGUUCGGCUGCAUCUUCCUCGGAUCGAGCAGCACGUUCAACGCAAUCGCGGCCGCGUCCGUGGUUGCGCUUGGGUUGACUUAUGCCAUUCCUCCGGCCGUCCACCUCGCUCGCGGCCGGAACAUGUUGCCGGACAACAGGCCCUUCAAGCUGCCCGGCGCACUUGGCUGGGUUCUCAACCUCGUUGGCAUUCUAUGGACCGCCCUCACUACCGUGCUUUUCGUAUUCCCGCCUGCGAUCCCCGUCACGGCGAGCAACAUGAACUAUUGCAUCGUGGCCUUUGGCGUCAUGCUUCUCAUUGCUGGUGGAACGUGGGUGCUCGAUGGACGCAAGCACUAUCGGGGUCCGCAGUUGGAUGUUCAGGGCUUGAUCGACGGCAAGGCGGUGGAGGGCAUGGAGCCGGCCAUGGCGGUUGACUCUUCAAACAAGACCCAGGAGGCCAUGCUCGCCGCUUUAGAAUCCUAG
This is a messenger RNA of Metarhizium album ARSEF 1941, 1578 nucleotides long. RefSeq names its product Amino acid/polyamine transporter I. The transcript is spliced from 4 exons. Gene Ontology annotation, cellular component: membrane. Lineage: Eukaryota; Fungi; Ascomycota; Sordariomycetes; Hypocreales; Clavicipitaceae. The record is from RefSeq and is a predicted model, not a curated record. Gene Ontology annotation, molecular function: transmembrane transporter activity. Gene Ontology annotation, biological process: transmembrane transport. Bases 1 to 1578 code for a protein of 525 amino acids.